CAGGGAGUGACCCGCCUAUGAUCGGGGUGCACAGUGGCUGCUGCGUCCGUGCAGAAGGCAGAGGCUGUCAUGGGGAAGAGGAAGAAAUGCAAACUGCGGGACAUCAUGGAAGAUGUUGGAAUAGAGAUCGAUGGACAAGUCGAGAGUGACUCAGAGAGUGAAGAAGAUGAAGUAAAAGACAAGAGAUCUAAGAAACAGACCCGCAGGGAAAUUGUCAGAGCAAACAGACUUGAAAGGAAAAAGUCACAGAAAAAUGAAGAAAAUGAGAGCAAAGAGGAAGAAGAUUGUCCUCAGCAAAGCAGAGCUUCUAGGAGGAAAAACCACCGAACAAAAAAAAGUGAUGGAAAAAAGGAAGGAGAAGGAAGAAAAAAGGCUUCUUCCAAAGACGAAAAGGAGUUAGAAAAUAAAGAAAAGAAAACAAACACGAAAGGAAAGGAGGAGGAGAACAAACAGAAGAAAGGCAGGAAAAACAGCACCUCUUCCAACUCUUCCAAUUCAUCCGACGAGGAAUCGCUGUCAGAGGAAGAGCUUGCGAUGCUGAUGGAGGAGGUGGAGCAAAAGAAAAAACUCAUCUCCACCAUGAGAAACAAGCCCUGGCGAAUGAUGAAGAAGCUCUCUGUGCUCAGGGAGGCACAAGCUUUCGUUGAGAAGUUUGAGGGAGCCCUGGGAAAAGGGAAGGGCAAAAAGCUGUAUGCGUAUAAGAUGAUGAUGGCAAAGAAAUGGGUGAAAUUUAAAAGAGACUUUGACAACUUUAAAACCCAGUGCAUACCGUGGGAGAUGAAGAUAAAAGAAGUGGAGAGUCACUUUGGUUCCUCUGUUGCUUCCUAUUUCAUAUUUCUGCGAUGGAUGUAUGGUGUAAACCUUGUCCUUUUUGGAUUAAUAUUUGGACUGGUUAUAAUUCCAGAGGUCCUGAUGGGAAUGCCGUAUGGGAGCAUGCCAAGAAAAACCGUACCUCGGGCUGAACAAGCAACAGCUAUGGAUUUUUCUGUUCUCUGGGAUUUUGAGGGGUACAUCAAGUACUCAGCACUCUUUUAUGGCUACUACAACAACCAGCGGACAAUUGGCUGGUUAAAAUACAGGCUGCCAAUGGCAUAUUUCAUGGUUGGGAUCAGCGUGUUUGGCUACAGCCUGAUGGUUGUUAUCAGAUCGAUGGCACGCAAUGCCAAUGAAAGCACAGCAGAUGGGGACGAUGACAACUUCGUUUUUAGCUGGAAAAUGUUUACGAGCUGGGACUACCUCAUUGGCAACCCAGAGACAGCAGACAACAAGUUUGCAUCCAUCACCACAAGCUUCAAGGAAUCUAUUGUGGAUGAGCAAGAAAGCAACAAGGAUGAGAACAUCCAUCUGAGGAGGUUCCUGCGGGUCCUGGCCAACGUCCUCAUCAUAUGCUGCUUGUGCGGGAGUGGCUACCUCAUUUACUUUGUGGUGAAACGCUCCCAGACGUUUUCAAAAAUGCAGAAUGCUGGGUGGUAUGAAAGAAAUGAGGUUGAAAUUGUGAUGUCCUUGCUGGGCAUGUUUUGCCCUCCUCUGUUUGAAACUAUUGCCACACUGGAAAACUACCAUCCUCGCAUCGGUCUGAAGUGGCAGCUGGGGCGCAUCUUUGCUCUCUUCCUGGGAAACCUCUACACAUUCCUUCUGGCCUUGAUGGAUGAUGUCAACGAAAAACUGGCUGAAGAGGACGUUGUGAAGAACAUCACGCGCUGGACACUUUUUGGCCACUAUAACUCAUCCAUGGAGAACAGCACUGCUACCCCACCUCCCCUCGACCCUGCAGAUGUGCCCAGGGGACCCUGCUGGGAGACGACCGUCGGCAUUGAGAUUGUAAGGCUCACUGUGUCUGAUAUCCUGGUGACCUUCGUAACCAUCCUGGUGGGAGAUUUCAUCCGAGCUUGCUUCGUGAGAUUCAUGAAUUACUGUUGGUGCUGGGACCUAGAGGCUGGAUUUCCUUCCUAUGCAGAGUUUGACAUCAGUGGCAAUGUUUUGGGUUUGGUCUUCAACCAAGGAAUGAUUUGGAUGGGAUCCUUUUAUGCACCAGGGCUCGUGGGUAUAAACGUGCUGCGCUUAUUAACCUCCAUGUAUUUUCAGUGCUGGGCUGUCAUGAGUAGCAAUGUUCCUCAUGCACGAGUAUUCAAAGCAUCCAAGUCUAACAACUUUUACAUGGGACUGCUGCUGUUGAUCCUGUUCCUCAGUCUCCUGCCCGUGGCCUACACCAUCAUGUCCCUGCCGCCUUCCUUUGACUGUGGACCGUUCAGUGGAAAGAAAAGGAUGUAUGAUGUCAUUCAAGAGACCAUUGAGCUUGAUUUCCCACUUUUUGUUGCCAAGAUCUUCGGCUAUGUGGCAAAUCCAGGACUGAUCAUUCCUGCAAUUCUGCUCAUGGUCCUCGCUAUCUAUUAUCUAAAUGCUGUGUCUGAAGCGUACCAGCGUGCCAACGCAGAGCUGAAGAAGAAAAUGCAAUUGCAACGUGAAGAGGAGAAAAACAAGAGGAACAACAAAACCAGCACAAAUUCCAUGAUGCAGGAUCUGGAGGAUUUACUUGCACCGAGUACAAAGAGUGAAAGCUCUCCCAAAAAAGCAGAAGACAAGAAAACAGAUUCUCCCAAUCAAGUCAGCCCUGUUGGGAAACAAGAAAAAACAGAAGCCCUGAACAGCAGCCCUAUAACCACUGGGAGAAGAGCAGCAUUCAUCCCACCACCGCACAUACUGGUGACACGGCCACUGACACCAGGCACAUGGGCACCAUACCCUCAGCCAAGACAGCCCUGGCCAGGAGGACGCCCAAUGGGGCCAUUUCCUGGAAGAGGGCAGCCACGAUACCUCCAUCCUGUCUGA
Messenger RNA from Numida meleagris (helmeted guineafowl), 2829 nucleotides. RefSeq names its product transmembrane channel like 2 (gene TMC2). Gene Ontology annotation, biological process: vestibular reflex; detection of mechanical stimulus involved in sensory perception of sound. Gene Ontology annotation, molecular function: mechanosensitive monoatomic ion channel activity. Gene Ontology annotation, cellular component: plasma membrane. Bases 70 to 2829 code for a protein of 919 amino acids. The record is from RefSeq and is a predicted model, not a curated record. Lineage: Eukaryota; Metazoa; Chordata; Aves; Galliformes; Numididae. The transcript is spliced from 20 exons.